UGGGUGUGUGCGCACGAAGGUGGGAGUAGGGGUGAGGCAGGGACAGCAACCAGGCCCGGAAGAACCAGGGAGCGCCAGAGAAAAGAUCAGCACCAUCUCCGCGCGGGCAAUCCGGGUGACCCUGCGGGGGUCCACGCGUGCGCAGAGAGCGUCCUAGAACUGUUCCGUCCUCCGUGGCGCUCCCGCGCGCUCCCGCCGAGCUCAAGUCCGUGGGGGGCUACGGCGCGCGGACGACGCGGCGGCGCGCGCCAGGGGGCGGUCCCGCGCUGCCGACACCGCCCUCCCUCCGCUCGCUCUUCUCCUCCCAGUCUCCCCCGCGCUUCCUGCAUUAAGGGUAGCAGACGCCGCCGCGGCCCCAUUCCGGGCUCGCUCGCUCAGGUGGUUCCAUGGCGGCCUUCAGCAAGUACUUGACGGCGCGGAACUCCACACUGGCCGGGGCCGCGCUUCUGCUGCUCUGCCUGCUCCACAAGAGGCGCCGCGCCCUCGGCCUGCACGGUCAUCCCCAGUGUUCCCUGCUUCCAGCAUUCUGCUCCCGGGAAUGUCGGUCUCCGCCACACCCGCUAGGAAACCUGUACCUCCUGCCCCCAGGCCUCGUCCCUAGUGCUCCCUACGCCCAAUUCUGACUCCGAGAGCGUGAGUUUUUUCCCAGCGCCCGCUAGCAGCCCUGAGCCUCUACCCAGAGGCUGUCGCCUCCAGCCCACCUCCUGUAUCAACUUUCCGGUAAGAAAAAUGGAAAACCACCAUUACAGAACAAUGAGAAAGAGGGGAAAAAAGAGCGAGCUGUGGUGGACAAGGUGUUUUUUUUAAGACUCACACGGAUUCUGAAAAUCAUGGUUCCUAGAACAUUUUGUAAGGAGACAGGUUACUUGAUACUUAUUGCUGUUAUGCUGGUGUCUCGAACAUAUUGUGAUGUUUGGAUGAUUCAAAAUGGGACACUCAUUGAAAGUGGUAUCAUUGGUCGUAGCAGGAAAGAUUUCAAGAGAUACUUAUUCAACUUCAUCGCUGCCAUGCCUCUCAUCUCUGUAGUUAACAACUUCUUGAAGUUUGGGUUAAAUGAGCUCAAACUAUGCUUCCGAGUAAGACUAACUAAAUACCUCUAUGAGGAGUAUCUCCAAGCUUUCACAUAUUAUAAAAUGGGAAAUCUGGACAACAGAAUAGCCAACCCAGACCAGCUGCUUACUCAAGAUGUAGAAAAGUUUUGUAACAGUGUAGUUGAUCUGUAUUCAAAUCUUAGUAAGCCAUUUUUAGACAUAGUUUUGUAUAUCUUCAAGUUAACAAGUGCAAUAGGAGCUCAGGGCCCAACAAGUAUGAUGGCCUACUUGAUUAUUUCUGGGCUACUCCUAACUCGACUUAGAAGACCUAUUGGUAAGAUGACAAUAACUGAGCAAAAGUAUGAGGGAGAGUAUAGGUUCGUUAAUUCCCGGCUCAUCACAAACAGUGAAGAAAUUGCCUUUUACAAUGGGAAUAAGAGAGAAAAGCAGACAAUCCACUCAGUCUUCCGAAAGCUGGUGGAGCAUCUCCAUAAUUUCAUUUUGUUUCGGUUUUCUAUGGGCUUCAUUGAUAGCAUAGUUGCCAAAUAUCUUGCCACUGUUGUUGGUUACCUUGUUGUAAGUCGUCCUUUCCUAGAUUUGUCUCAUCCUCGACAUCUCAAGAGUACACAUUCAGAACUUCUAGAGGAUUACUACCAAAGUGGAAGAAUGCUUUUGCGAAUGUCUCAAGCUCUGGGUCGGAUAGUUUUGGCUGGCCGUGAGAUGACUAGAUUGGCUGGUUUUACUGCUCGAAUUACAGAAUUAAUGCAAGUAUUAAAGGAUUUAAAUCAAGGCAAAUAUGAGCGCACAAUGGUCUCGCAACAGGAAAGGGGUACUGAAGAAGGAGCACAAGUCAUUCCGUUGAUACCUGGUGCUGGAGAAAUCAUCAAUGCUGAUAACAUUAUAAAAUUUGAUCAUGUUCCUUUAGCAACGCCAAAUGGAGAUAUUUUGAUCCGAGACCUUAAUUUUGAAGUUCGAUCUGGGGCCAAUGUUUUAAUUUGUGGCCCAAAUGGCUGUGGGAAGAGUUCACUUUUCCGUGUUCUUGGUGAAUUAUGGCCUCUUUUUGGAGGACGUCUAACUAAACCUGAGAGAGGAAAGUUGUUUUAUGUUCCUCAGAGACCUUAUAUGACCCUUGGAACACUUCGAGACCAAGUGAUAUAUCCAGAUGGAAGAGAAGAUCAGAGAAGGAAGGGGAUAUCUGAUCUAGUACUAAAGGAAUACUUAGAUAAUGUCCAAUUGGGUCAUAUCCUUGAACGUGAAGGAGGCUGGGACAGUGUUCAGGAUUGGAUGGAUGUCCUCAGUGGUGGAGAAAAACAAAGAAUGGCGAUGGCAAGAUUAUUUUAUCAUAAACCCCAGUUUGCUAUUUUGGAUGAAUGCACAAGUGCAGUUAGUGUGGAUGUGGAAGGUUACAUUUACAGUCAUUGUCGAAAGGUUGGCAUCACCCUCUUCACUGUGUCACAUAGAAAGUCUCUUUGGAAACACCAUGAGUACUACCUGCAUAUGGAUGGCAGAGGCAAUUAUGAAUUUAAACAGAUAACAGAAGAUACGGUUGAGUUUGGCUCUUAGAAUCUGGAGAGCUGUUCUGCUUCAAUGAAAUCAUUAAAGAACACACUUAGAAAUACACAGUAUGUUGUAAAAUAAAGCUGAGCUUGGGUUUUGUUUUUAUUUUUUUCUUAAAACAACAAAUAAUUAGAUAUGAAAUAAUUGAGAACAAAUUGUUAAACCAUUUAAUAUUAUAUAGGAUCUUGCUAAUUGUGUAUAUGUUGGUUUAAUUAUUAAUAUGUACUAAGAAUGUCCUUAUUCUUGUGGUUAAAAACCUGCCUAAAUUAAAUUGGGCUUAAAUCAGUGUAAUCUGAUUCAUCCUGGGAUGUAAACCAUUUGAAGUCAGCUAAUUUGACUUUUAUGGCUCUAUCUUUUCCUUCAAUGAAGAACCCUAUUGAAAACUGGGGUCAUCAUUUAUCCUGUUCUUACAAAAUAGUCUUGAGCUUCAUUUUCUUGUGCUCCAUGAUUGUAGGAAACAAAUCAUAGUAUUUUAUCAAAACGUAUAACCUGAUGCAUAAUAGCAUUUAUCACGCAGUGGCAGAUUGCUUUAGCUGCCACCGUUAUACUCAUUCCUUGUAUAGAUCUUGGGGUACAUUUGACUCCAGGAAAGCCAUUUGAAAGUUCUUUGGCUAAAUAAUAAGUGUGCCCCUCUCAGUCUGCAGUAUUGAGUUGUUCUGAGGGUUCUUUGUGGGAAUAUAACAGAAGUUUAUGUGCAGUCUUGCUUACAAGGGGUGGUUACUAUGUUUCACACCUAAUCUUCCCAAUGUUUGGGAUAUUAAGGCAUAAAGUCCUUACAUGUCAAGCUCAAGCUCUUUAAUAAGAGUUUCAGAUUUUUUAAAAGAAUUGGAUGGAUCUCUGUAUGUUAAAAGCCCAUUCAUUAGAAGUGUGGUGGUUACAUUUGUUAAACUCCAAAUGAGCCAUAGGAAUGCACUACAUGAAGUAAUGCACUGAGUAUGCAAUGUUAUCACUGUCUUUGACUGUGAUUUUAUGUUUAAAAAACGUUAUAAUUACACACAUGGGUGAAUUAUGUUUCCUAGGCACUGGUUUAUCUCUGUGAAUCUUGAAUAACUUUUUAUAUUUGGGUCAUUAUGUUGAACUAUCCCAAGAGAAAUUGAUUUCACCUCACCAAACCACCAUUAAUGACUUACAUGUAUUUUUUGCACAGGGAAAACUGAAAUGGGAUUUUAUCAAUAAGCUAGAUAUGAAAUCAGUUUUAUCAGACUAGGGUUCAGAAAUGGGCAUUUUAUAAUCUUGUUUCAGUAUAACUGAUUUUAUUUUUUUUGCACAAUUAACUAUAAGAAUCACCGGCUACCAAAGUAAAACUUGAUGUACUGAUUCCAUAAUAUGUAACAUUCAGUUUUUACCACUCUCUUUGGCAAACUUGUCUACUUACUUAUUUUCUGUUCAGAUUAAAAAGAAUCAGUUAUCCUGUACAA
Messenger RNA from Mustela lutreola (European mink), 4006 nucleotides. RefSeq names its product ATP binding cassette subfamily D member 3 (gene ABCD3). Gene Ontology annotation, molecular function: long-chain fatty acid transmembrane transporter activity; ABC-type transporter activity; ATP hydrolysis activity. Gene Ontology annotation, biological process: peroxisome organization; long-chain fatty acid import into peroxisome; very long-chain fatty acid catabolic process. Gene Ontology annotation, cellular component: peroxisomal membrane; peroxisome. NCBI's taxonomy places the organism in Eukaryota, Metazoa, Chordata, Mammalia, Carnivora, Mustelidae. Bases 831 to 2594 code for a protein of 587 amino acids. The transcript has 24 exons. The record is from RefSeq and is a predicted model, not a curated record.